Messenger RNA from Seriola aureovittata, 2294 nucleotides. It is a transcript of the gene npdc1a, whose product is annotated as neural proliferation, differentiation and control, 1a. The record is from RefSeq and is a predicted model, not a curated record. Gene Ontology annotation, cellular component: membrane. NCBI's taxonomy places the organism in Eukaryota, Metazoa, Chordata, Actinopteri, Carangiformes, Carangidae. The transcript is spliced from 9 exons. Bases 210 to 1208 code for a protein of 332 amino acids.
AGCACUGCCACGGAUUACAGUGCGCAGUGUGUGGACAGACUGCUCCCCGGUGUAACCUGCUCGGCUUAUCACUGUGUGUUUGUCGUGCUGAAGCUUUUCGCCCGCAUCAAAAAACGAACACAAAUAAAGACGUAAAACAAAAGCGAUGGGGGAAUGACAACAACCCUCGUCCCCGCCUGCGGUUCUCCGUCCCCGAGAAGACCCCAAGGAUGCUGCUACUCUCCAGCCCGCGGAGCGGACGCCAGCGCCGGGCCUCGCUACUGCUGCUGUUCGCCGCGGUCCUGCUCUGUGUUGUCUCUGUAGGUGCUGGCCUCCCAGCUGGCAGUAAAUGCCCCCACCAUAUAGACUGUGCCAAAGAGGGACGCCACUUCUGCAUGCCUGGCUCCUCCCACUGUGGCCCCUGCAUGUCACCGCUGCACGAGAACGAGGAGGGACGCUGUGUGGAGAGGAGGAGGCACCAUCAGCACGGGACCCACUACCCUGAACUGGACGAAGAAAUCGAUUAUCUUCAGUCUGUCAUCGAAAAACAGGAAGUGUUAGAGAUCACACAACCAAAAAGGCCUGUUGCCGUAACCUCCCGGACAGAUGUUAAAAAAAGCAAGAUAAAUGCCUCCAAACACAAACAGAAAAGCAACGCUCCUCCCUCAUCUGAAAGCCUGCAUGCCUUCACCACAGCCCCCGGCCCUACGGUGUCUGCCCCCCCCAACACACCGACUCCACAGCCCAGAGCAACUGGAGUUGAGGGCAGAGCUGGUCCUAUAGUGGUUCCAGCUCCCAGGAAUGACAGAAUUAUUGUCAUCAUAAUCUCGCUGUGCGUCGCGGUGGGUGCUGUCGGAGUGAUCCUGGCAACUGCCUGUUUCAUCAAGUUGCAGAAAGAAUCACGUCUAACUCAGAAGGUAGACUACCCUGCCUUCAGAGGGGCAGGCGUGUCUGCCUCCCCAGCCACCGGCACUACGACAGGAGAUAACACUCUGGCCCAAAGCGCUCAAAUGUAUCACUAUCAACAUCAAAAACAACAGAUGCUCUCAAUGGGAAAUCAUAAACCUGAACAGAAAGUCCUUGACAACGAGGUCACAUCAGAUGAGGAAGAAGUAGGAGGAGACUUCACAGUAUACGAGUGUCCUGGACUUGCACCGACUGGAGAGAUGGAAGUCAAGAACCCUCUGUUCGAUGACUCGACUCUACAUUAUCAGGGGAAUCUCAAGUGAAUGCUGAACACUUUAUGCGUGCGCACACACACACACACACACACACACACACACACACACACACACACACACACACACACACACACACACACACGCGCAGGCAUAGAAGCCAUUUCUGUUUAAGGUCUCAGCAGAGGAUGUGGUAAUAAAAUUGAUUUUUUUCUUGUAGGCCCUUUCUAUAUCUGCUCCAGCUCUGCUUUUAAUACUACAAAUAUGUGUUGGGUUCCUUUUUAAUUUAUUUCUCUCACUGUUUUGGAGCACUCCUGUCUUUUCAAAUAUGGUUUUCAGAGUCCUCCUACAUUUGUCCCUAUAGGUGUUUCUGUCCUGUUUAAAUGUUAAAGUCUAAGUUAAGCUCAUUUUCUGCUCACAUUUUCCUUAAUUACUGCAGCUGUUUCCAAAGAAUGUGAUACAAUGUCAGACAUGUGCACAAUACACACACACACACACACACACACACACACACACACACACACACAUACAUACAUAAGUUGAAAAACAGGUGCCCUCCCUUGCAUUUUGUCAUGGCUAGCUAGUGGCUAAACCGCAUUCCCAACGGAUACCCAGGAAAUAUUUAAAAUCCGAUCUCUGUGAUACCUCUGUAAAAAUAACUCCCUAACACAGCACAGGGUUUAGCAUUGAAAAUGUUACCAGUGGUGUUGCUAAUUUUAUGUCUCGUCAUAUAAGCUGCACAUACAGAUUUUAAGAUUAUAGAAUAUAAAUAUAUAUCUGGAAAUGAAGUACUCUGAUGUCUGUUUGCAUGGUUUACUGUACUGUGUUUGAAUCAUGGCAAUGCUUUGAUGAGUUACUCUGCCUCCUGUAUGUAUGCAUCCUGUUGAUGGAGGAGGAAUGUACAGUAAAAGUGACUUCUAAGCACUUGAAUGAAAUUUUGGAGAAAAACUAUACUGAUGGAUGUGUAGGUGGUAAAUAUCACUAUCUUGUAUCGUCCCUCUUUCCUCUCUGUCCUCUUGUCAUUCCCAAGUUAACCUCGUGCUGCAAAAUGUACAUACAAAGUGUGAAAGUGUUCACCUUUUAUACAUAUUUGUACAUGCAGACCAAGGAAUUAAAACUUUUUACCACAUGUGAAAA